Molecule: messenger RNA, 3040 nt
Organism: Eurytemora carolleeae
Lineage: Eukaryota; Metazoa; Arthropoda; Copepoda; Calanoida; Temoridae
Product: serine-rich adhesin for platelets
Exons: 20
Coding region: 147-2498 (783 amino acids)
Molecular function (GO): hydrolase activity
Source: RefSeq, a predicted model, not a curated record
AUUUUUCAAUUGUUGUGUCCUAUUUUUGUUAUUGAAUUUUGUUUAGAAACAAUUCCACUCUGAGGUCUGGAGAAUUCAGUCUCAGUAAAUCAGGAACCUACAACUGUGAUGCUCCUUUAAUCCUGGUCAAAUCCAUCUUCAAGGCGAUGAAACGACUGGAACCCAAUCCUGAUUUUGUAGUCUGGACCGGAGAUAACGGACCACAUGUGGAUGACCCGUCUCCUAACUAUCCGUAUAUAACAAACGUGACAAGUUUUGUUUUCUCUGAACUGAAAAGAAUGUUUGGAGAUAUUCCUGUCAUCCCUGCUCUAGGGAAUCAUGAUUCAUACCCAGCUGAUUCCUACAAUCAAGAUUCUGAUCAAUAUAAUCUUUAUUAUGAUCAAGGAGGGUUCAAGGAUCAUGUAGGAGGGGGUGCGAGCAAAGAUACUUUCCUAAAAUGUGGAUACUAUACAAAGACAAUCAAUGUUAUGGAAAAUGCGCUGAAGUUUAUAGUUCUGAACACUAAUCUCUACUACAACAACAUAGUCAACUUCACAGAUUCUGACCCCUGUGAUCAAAUAUCUUGGUUAAACCAAACUCUGACAGAUACCCUGGAGAAUGAGAAGGUGUACAUAGUAGCUCAUGUACCGCCUGGUGUGUACGAAAGAACUCCGAAUAUUAAUUUCUUCAAUACUCCAAAAGAUGGGAUUGGAGAGCAGAUAGAGAAAAGGUAUGUCAGUCUGGUUGUACAGCCGGGAGUACAUGAGAAGAUACAAGCUCAUAUUUAUGGUCAUGUACACACGGACUCUUUCAGAUUGUUCGUGAGUCGGAGUGGAGAUGAUGAUGUGCGAGGUGUUGGAUAUCUAGGUUCAAGUGGAACUCCGCUCCUUUACGAUCAUAAUAAACCAAUCGGAGUCAACCCAGGCCUUCGUCUUUUCUACUUAAAUGAUGGUGGUGGUUUACAGGAUUACUCUCAGUUUGGAUUAGACCUGGAGAAGUUUAACCUGGCGGACCAGGAUAAAAAGUCUCGUCGUAAAGAUCUGGAUAACCCUACAAUCCUGGACACUGACCUGAUUAACCCUACAACCCCUGGACCGGACAGUAUUGCCCUUGUAACCCAGAAACGGGAAAAAAGAGACUCUCCACGAAAAAAACGAACACUGAACCGAAGGAGACGGGAUUCUCCCGCAUUCCUAGACGGUUUACCGCCUUCAGAUACAGAAAAUGAAGGAAUGGUGGGACCUCUCUCUGAUAUUCUGCUGAGUAAAAGUCCUCAACAGUUCGAGCAGGCAGCCAGCCUACUUCAGGAUAGCAGCACAAAGGCUAGCCUAGUGGAGCCCACUACUUCCAAAAAUCUUCUGGGCUAUCCCGGAGAAAACCCAAAAACAUCCAAUAAUACCACCUCUGACGCAAAAUCAAAAAAGCUUGGAUAUAACGGUGAAAACCCAACACCCGGAGACGUUACUCCAUCCAAGAAUACCACAUCUGAAGCAAAAUCAAAAAAGCUUGGAUUUAAUGGAGAAAACCCAACACCCAGAGACGUUGUAUUGUCCAAAAAUACCACCUCUGACGCAAAAUCAAAAAAGCCUGGAUAUAUCGGAGAAAACCCAACACCCGAAGACGUUACUUCAUCCAAAAAUACCACCUCUGACGCAAAAUCACGGUUACCUGGAGACCUUGGUGAAAAUUCAACGACUGAUGCUAAACAAAUAAAUAUCACCACUUCUACACCAGACGCAAAUAACGCAAUUGCUGAAGCAGGUAAUGCUACAAUAGACGGAAAUACUGCAACAGCUGACGCAGAUGCAGCACUAGUAGACGCAAUGUCAGCUGAAUUUAUUCUGCUCUACAACGCUACUGACGCUUUUAAUAUCAAGGACUUAUCUGCUUCUGAAAUGGCAAAGGGCUACCAGAAUAUGUUGGAGAAUAGGAGUAUGUUUAACCAGUAUUACCUGCACAACACUGUAGAUCAUCUAAUAGGAGAUGGAGUUUGUGAUGAAGUCUGCUUCAGGGGUCAUAUGUGUUCCAUCAAAUUUCAAGUUUUUGAAGACGUCAAAACGUGUUUGAAUUCUACUAGUGAGAGUAUACUAAAUAUUGGUUUUUCAAUUCCCUCUCUUGAACCUGUAUCCACUACACCAUCUACCACCACUGCGUCCUCAGCACCUGACUCUUCUCCACCUUAUGCUUUUAUAGCCUCCACUACUUCUUCGACAACCUCCACCUCUUCAACAACAACCUCCACUGCUACUUCGGAGGAUACAACGAUUUAUGAAGAAGCCUCCGACAAAUUUCUAGAUAAUGGAGAUGUACUCUCCGAACCUGUUGAUCCUGGGUUUGGUCGUGUGUCCUCUAAGGUUGCUGGUGUAUUCCUGGGUGUAUCUGGAUCCAUUAUUCUUCUACUCAUCCUUGGCUUCGCAUACAGGAAAUAUAGAAACAACAGGCAACGAGAUCAAGAGUUUCUGCUGACGGACUCAGUGUUCCGCUAUGACGGCUAUAGUCAACUGGACGACGAUUUUUAAAGGACUUAUGAAGUUUUAUAAAAUCUGGCUGAGUGUUAGUAUCCAGUGUCAACUGUAUCAAAUUAACAUUUUUUACAAACAAAUUUAUGUAACAAUUUCAUUAAAAACCUGGUGUGUAUUUUUGGCAAAGGCACAUUCCCCAUUUCCCCCAUUCAAAGCAAAUCAACGAUUAUUAGGACGGAGGAUGGAAAGAAUUCACUGGCUGGGUUAAAGUAUCAAUUAUGCAAUUUAAUGUUAACUUUGAUUUUCUUUUUCCUGAAGCUUAAAAAAUGAUUAUUUCUUUAUAAACCGUCCUUAUGUGAGGAUUUAUUUCCAUCCAGCCUUGAUAUGACAAAAUGGUCAUUGGAAAAUAUUUAUUACAAACCACUGGUGAAGCAUGUUAGAAGGUUCUACAAAAGUUAUUGGUUGUGUAUCCAAGGGCAUUACAUCAUAGCAGUUAGUGGUGCCCAAGAUUACACCUAGGCUGAGAAUAGAUUAAAUGAUGAAAAUUCCCAUUUUGCUAAAGCUGAGAGUUUUGUAAGAAAAUAUAUUUUCUUUUUCGA